Messenger RNA from Erythranthe guttata (spotted monkey flower), 1355 nucleotides. Its product is annotated as protein FMP32, mitochondrial. Gene Ontology annotation, cellular component: mitochondrion. The record is from RefSeq and is a predicted model, not a curated record. Lineage: Eukaryota; Viridiplantae; Streptophyta; Magnoliopsida; Lamiales; Phrymaceae.
CAAUUAGUUAAUUAAACAAAACGGUAAAUCUAUCAUUAAUUCUUCUUGCACUUGAAUAUUUUCUUGGAACCAACAAUCACGAUAACCAGUCUUUGAAAAUCAAAUCCACGCCAUUUUCCGAUUCCUUUAUUUCUUCUUCUUCUCUCUCUCUCUCCUCAAUUUCAAUUUCUCUCUCUAGAAUUUAGUAUAAAUUAUUACACAAGCAAACCAUCCAGCAAAUCAAAGGUGGCAACCCCCAAUUAUCAAUCCUCACCUUUUCCUAGGAAGUCGCCUUUCCUCUUCAUUCUCAAUCAAUCAAUCUUUUAAUCCUUCAUUUCCGUUUGCUUCUGCUCAAAUCCAUCCAUUUCCGGUGAAAAAAAUCCAAUCUUUUUUUUUUUUUUUGGUUUUGGAGAGGGUUUGUUUGUUCGCGGAAUCGGAUUGCGAUUACCGUAUGGCCCCGUACGCGGCGGCGUGCCGGCGGGCGGUCAAAUUAGGAACCGGGUCGUUCGGUACCCACAUAACCGGCCCGAACCGGUUCAACUCCAGGCCCAUUUCCGACCUCGCCAAGCCCAACGGCAAACGCCUCUUCCUCGUCGACACUCUUGCCCUUGUUAGGAGAUUAGAGGCACAAGGAAUUCCGUCGAAGCAAGCGGAGGCGAUAACGUCGGCUUUGACGGAAGUACUUAACGACAGUAUGGAAAAUGUUUCUUACUCCUUCGUCUCCAAAGGUGAAAUGCAGAAAAAUGAGAUGACUCAUGAAUCCACUUUAUCCAAAUUCAAAACUGAAAUCAAAAGCUCCCAGGACCACCAUUUUUCUUUAUUGCAACACGAGACCGAAAAACUUAAAAGCGAUAUUGAGAAGAUGCGUAGUGAGUUGAGGUAUGAAAUCGAUAAAGUCACAGCUGGUCAACGCUUGGAUCUUAAUCUCGAAAGGGGGAGAAUCCGGGACGAGCUAAACAAUCAAAAUCAAGAAACCAGUAACCUCACUAACAAACUCGAUCGAGAAAUUCAUGCAUUGAGGGCACAAUUAGAAGCUGCUAAAUACGACGUCAUAAAGUAUUGCAUUGGUACACUCGCCUCCGUCUCCGCAGUCGGUCUUGCUGUGAUUCGCAUUCUCAUGUAGCUUAAAAUGCAAUUCAGUCAUUUUUUUUUUUUAAUUUUAAGUUUUUUCGUUUAGAAGGAUUUUAAACCGGUUUUAAUGUUUAAAAUCCUUGAUUAUUAAGAAAGAUAGACUAACAUUGUUAGGAAUUUAAAUAUAACAAUGUUAUUCAUUGAUCUGAUAUUGUAAAAUAGAUUUGUAACAUUUGUUUAAAUUUUGUUACUCAUGAAUUUGGGAAGUGACAAAGUUCUAUGUAAUUUGACUUUUUUAAUGUUUA